UUGCAAAUGUUGUAUCGUCUCAUCAAACGUACGCCAAAUGGUAUUCAGUCGAUUUUGGACUAUUUGGACGAAUUCAUUCGAACUGAAGCGCUCAACGAUAUGAUGGCAAAUGCGGCCACAAUUACAACUGAUCCAGAAAAAUAUGUGGAGCAAUUGUUGUCAAUGUUCUCAAGAUUUAGCGCUUUGGUGGCGUCGGCUUUCUACGAUGAUCCUCGUUUUUUGACGGCUCGAGAUAAGGCAUUCCAGGAUGUGGUGAAUGAUACGUGCAUAUUCAAAAUGGAAAUUGCUAGUUCGAAGGCGAAGCAAGGAUCGCGUGUACAAGCUGAAUCGAGAUGUCCGGANCGAAGAGACUUUCUUCUGAAGAGAUCGACGCGAAGUUGA
Messenger RNA from Anisakis simplex (herring worm), 381 nucleotides. Lineage: Eukaryota; Metazoa; Nematoda; Chromadorea; Rhabditida; Anisakidae. The record is from the annotation of a GenBank genome assembly.